Messenger RNA from Nipponia nippon (crested ibis), 3766 nucleotides. NCBI's taxonomy places the organism in Eukaryota, Metazoa, Chordata, Aves, Pelecaniformes, Threskiornithidae. The record is from RefSeq and is a predicted model, not a curated record.
AUGAAUUCAUUGCAUCUCUGUGUGGUCAAACAUGAGUUACUGAUUAGUGGCUUGGCAGAGAUAGUCGUUUGGAAGAGAUACCGGGAUUUUAAGAAACUGCACAAAGAUCUCUGGCAAAUUCAUAAAAACCUAUGCAGACAUACAGAACUCUUCCCACCUUUUGCCAAAGCGAUAGUAUUUGGGCGAUUUGAUGAAACUGUGAUUGAAGAAAGAAGGCAAUGUGCUGAAGAUCUGUUGCAGUUUUCUGCUAAUAUCCCUGCUCUCUAUAACAGCAAACAGCUUGAAGAGUUUUUUAAGGGUGGAGAGGUGCAUGAUGGGUCUGAACUGAUUGGUCCUGUUGAGCCUCUGUCUGACCCUCUGACAGACAACCUGUCUGACUGCAGCUCUGAAGUUCGAAAGGAUUUAAGUGGGCUUGAUGAUGUGACACUUACGAGCCAAUCGGAAUGCGGAGGCUUCUCCAGUGACAGCGACCUGAUCUCUCUGACAGUUGAUGUAGACUCUCUUGCCGAGUUAGAUGAUGGAAUGGCAUCCAACCAAAGUUCUCCCAGUAGAGCUGUUGGCCUUUGCCUUGUUUCUGAACCACCAGUACAAAGCACUCUGGCACCUGAGCAGGAGUGGAGCAAACUUGAAGGAGAGAGGGAAAGCCAUGGUCUGUUUACUGGAAGCUUAAAACCCAAGCCUGGCAAACAAGAUUACUUGGAGAAAGCAGGCGAGUUGAUAAAACUGGCCUUGAAGAAGGAGGAGGAGGAAGAUUAUGAAACUGCCUUCAGCUUUUAUAGAAAGGGGGUUGAUCUGCUUCUGGAAGGUGUUCAAGGUGAAUCAAGUCCAACUCGUCGAGAAGCAGUGAAAAGGAAGACUGCAGAAUACCUUAUGCGUGCAGAAAAAAUUUCCAGUCUCUACCAUAAAUCCUCUGAAGAUGCAUCUGUUUCUAUGCCUCCAGGAUCACUAAGUUCAAGGCCCUCUUGGAACCUAAGGAGCCCUGCCGAGGAACUGAAGGCCUUCAGAGUCCUUGGGGUGAUUGACAAGGUUUUGCUUGUAAUGGACACUAGAACACAACAGACUUUUAUACUGAAGGGUCUAAGGAAAAGUAGUGAGUACAGCAGGAGCAGAACGACCAUCAUCCCCCGCUGUGUGCCCAACAUGGUGUGUCUGCACAAGUACAUCAUCUCCGAGGAGUCUGUCUUUCUCGUGUUACAGCAUGCAGAAGGAGGAAAACUGUGGUCUUAUGUCAGUAAGUUCUUGAACAGAAGUCCUGAAGAGAGCUUUGAAAUUCCUGAACCCAGAACAUACAGUUCAACUAAAAUUUACCUGGAGCAGCCAACACCUAGCCCUAAAGAAACUGGUAGCAGCACUGAUUCCAGAGAAAGCUACCGGGAGAGCACACUGAAGGUGGUCCCACUGAAGAGCAGCCUAACGCCAAGCUCUCAGGAUGACAGCAGCAACCAGGAAGAUGGCCAAGAGAGUUCGAAGUGGAUGGACUCAGGAUCCAGCUCAGAAGAAGAGUGCACUACUAGUUAUUUAACGUUAUGCAAUGAAUACGGGCAAGAAAAAAUUGAUUCUGGCUCUCUAAAUGAGGAAGCGGUGGUUAAACUGGAGAGCGAAGGUCUAAAUACCAAAGAGAGAAGUUGCUUGCAGAAAUGCGGUGUCGUUGGCAGUGAUAGCUUCACCUCUCAGAUUGCAUCUCAGGAACGAAAGCUUUUCAUUGACGAUGAUGAGUCGGAAAUAUCUAGCCCUACUAGGAUAUUGGACUCAUUAACUAAAUCAAAGAACAGCCCCAUGGAACUCUUCAGGAUAGACAGCAAAGAUAGCACUAGUGAGCUCCUGGGGCUUGAUUUUGGAGAAAAAUUAUAUAACCUGAAAUCGGAGCCUUUGAAGCCAUUGUUUUCUGUCCCAGAUCAUGACACAAGCUUGGACGCCCUAGAGAGCAAAGCAGGUGUGAGAGCUCAUGACACCAUAAGCAGGGGUUCAAAUGACUCUGUGCCAGUUAUCUCCUUUAAGGAUGCUGCUUUUGAUGAGGUAAAUAGUGUUGAUGAAGGAAGGCCUGAUCUCCUAAUAAACUUGCCUGGUAUGUCUGAUGAAACAGAAGAGGCAGCAGUGUCAAGGCCAACGAAGUUUACAAAAACUGAUAGGGACAUGUUGGAAGUAAAAUUACUAGAAACACCUGAUGUCUUACAAUUAAAUAAUUCUGCAGAGCCAUGCAAAACAUUUGAUCAAGAGCCAAAUCUUGUGGCACCAGAAGUGGGUGAUUCUUCCCGCGAGGAAGCGAAUGGACAAAGCGGUGUCACUCAGGGAGCUCUUGGGACCCUCUUUACAUCUGACCAAGAGGUAGGUAGUUCAGAAGAUGGGGCUCUGUUUCAAGGGCUUGGAGCCUGCUCCUUAAACGUGACAAGCAAAGAAGAAAAUGUAUUUGUUUCCAACCCGCUCUCAGGUGCUCAAGAUGUUAGCUUGGAUGGAGACAUAUUAAGAAAUGAAGCAGUGUUGCUGUUUUCCGAUCAAACUGAAGACUUUGGGAAAGAGGAAACAGACUCGGCUUUGUUACCAGCAGCUGAAAGUAAAAAGACAGCACCAAAGAGGGAAGACAAAAUAGCAGUAGCAGGGGAGAAGGAAAUACAUCAGAUCUUUCAGGACCUCGACGAAAGAUUAGUGAUAACCUCCAGGUUUUAUAUCCCAGAGGAUUGCAUUCAAAGAUGGGCAGCUGAAAUGGUUGUAGCCCUUGAUGCUUUACAUAGAGAAGGAAUUGUGUGCCGCGAUUUGAACCCAAACAACAUCUUAUUGAAUGAUAGAGGACACAUUCAGCUAACGUAUUUUAGCAGGUGGAGGGAGGUUGAAGAUUCCUGUGACAACGAUGCCAUAGAGAGAAUGUACUGUGCCCCAGAGGUUGGCACUAUCGUAGAAGAGACAGAAGCUUGUGACUGGUGGAGCCUGGGUGCCAUUCUUUUUGAACUCCUUACUGGGAAGACUCUGGUUGAGUGCCAUCCAUCAGGAAUAAACACUCACACUUCUUUGAGUAUACCAGACCAUGUAUCAAAGGAGGCCAGAUCACUGAUUCAGCAGCUUUUGCAGUUUAAUCCUGCGGAGCGUCUUGGUGCUGGCGUUGCUGGUGUUGAAGACAUCAAAUCUCAUCCAUUUUUUGCCCUUAUAGAAUGGGCAGAUCUGCUCAGAUGAGAGAUGCGUGCCCUCUGAACAAACUCAGGUCAAGUGGACAAGUUUCUCUGGCACAGAAGGACCCUGACUUGCUUCCUUUGGAUGUCCCAAACCAUUUGGACGUGAUGACUAAAGGACGCUGGAGCAAUCAGGCCAAAAGUGAACACUUUUAACAGGAAUCACUGGUUGUACAGGGUGCUAGCUUAUUUUUACGGCAACUGGUUGCUACAUAUGUGUAAGUCUUUUCGCCAAAGGGUGGUUUGUGGUGAAACUCCUGGGCAGCAUGUUUAGCACUGCCAGCUUGUUGACUAAGUAGAAACAGGAAUGUGCUCCUGGUGCUUUGUCUGAUGAUGGAAGUGUCUAUAGACCGUGCCAGCUGAAAGUAUCUUUUAUAGUGUCAACAGAACAUUUCCCUAUGCUAAGUGCAGCUCUGGGGGGGCGAGAGGAGGAAGGAGCAAAUAACUUGUUAACGGUAUAUGCUGAAUAAAAUACUAAAAUGCUUUAUGCAAAAGUUGACACGUUAAAAAUAAUAUAUCCAUUAAAAAUUAAGAAAGCUGUUGCAUAAUACUGUGGAAUGUGUCUUGAAAAUGGCAUAUAAUUUCCCGCUGUGGAAAGAGCGUAU